Messenger RNA from Acanthopagrus latus (yellowfin seabream), 1097 nucleotides. Its product is annotated as transcription factor HES-7-like. Gene Ontology annotation, biological process: anterior/posterior pattern specification; regulation of neurogenesis; regulation of transcription by RNA polymerase II. NCBI's taxonomy places the organism in Eukaryota, Metazoa, Chordata, Actinopteri, Spariformes, Sparidae. The coding region runs from base 135 to 791 and encodes 218 amino acids. The record is from RefSeq and is a predicted model, not a curated record. Gene Ontology annotation, cellular component: nucleus. Gene Ontology annotation, molecular function: RNA polymerase II cis-regulatory region sequence-specific DNA binding; protein dimerization activity; DNA-binding transcription factor activity, RNA polymerase II-specific. The transcript is spliced from 3 exons.
UCACGUCUGCGGUGGGUGGAGCCUGAAGUUACGCCCACCUACAGCUUAAAAGCCCUCACUGAAGUCUGAGGGGCCACAUUCAGCUCUGACUGAAGGACCGGCAGGCACCGCUGGAUUGUUCUUGGAAUACAAUCAUGAAAUUUCUUCAGGAUUCAGAGGACGCGAAGGCCAAAAGAAAGAGUCUCAAACCUCAGGUGGAGAGACGUCGAAGAGAGAGAAUGAACCGUAGCCUGGAGAGCCUCAAGACUCUUCUGCUGCAGCAACAGGAAGCGACUCAGCGCAGAGUGGAGAAAGCUGAGAUCCUGGAGCACACAGUCCUCUUCCUCCAACACACCGCUGCAGGGGGCAAGGCGAGAACUGAUGCCGGCGGUGGAGGCCAGAAACAGUCCCUCCAAGACGGUUUCUCCUCCUGCCUGCAGAGAGCCGCUCACUUCCUGGGGCCUGAGGGGAAAGGCCUGUGGCUCGGAGCGGCACUCGACGCGUCUUUUGCUGCUCGCUUUUCCCGCUCAGACUCUGACUCCGCAGGCGUCCAAAUGAGGACUGAUGAGGCUCGGUCCUCCUCCAGCUCCCUGCUUCUCAAGAAUUCCUCCAGGUCGAUUCUUCAAGUACUGAUACACAGAUCUGGCAGAAGACUUUGCUCGCCUGUGGUCAGCGGUGUUCAGACCGGCGGAGACUCGAAUCGUUGCCCCCAAACUCCCCAGCAGCCCCACAGAGAGGCGAGUCGAGCGAGCAAACAGAGUCCGCCUCAGAGCCAAGCGCUCAGCCAGGCGCUGUGGAGGCCCUGGCCCUGAUCACCGCGCAGCGACUCAAAAACUGAACUUUGAUCGAUUCUAACUCGCUGGCUGAUAUCUAAACAACACUGUGUGUUGUUCAAUUGAUUUUCUACAAGGACAUUUUCAGUGCGAUGUAUUAAACACGGGCCUCCUGUUUUCUGUAAAGUCUGAUAAAUGUGUAGAGACUGUAAAUUUUAUUAUGAUCACACCAAAGUGCUGCUGCAGCCUUCACAGGCCAACCCGUGUUGAUUGCGUCACUAAUGAUGUAUUUUUGCACCUUAAUUUAUUUUUGUCAUUUGUAAAUAAACGAAAGGGAAAAAAAUC